AUGCAAGGGCGCCAAAAGACCUUCCCUUACUUCAGCACGCUCCCGUACCCCAUCGAAUCAGCGGAGGAACGUCUCACGAACCUCAAUGUCAUCACAGGCCAGCUUUAUCUGUCGCUCGCCGCUGAGGAUUGGCCGAGAGCCAUUUAUUGGAACUCUGAAUUGCGUGACUGGCUUGGCCUUAAGUUUGUGCUACCGAAAGCAGUUCGCAUAAAGCUCAUUCGCAUCUACUAUGAGGUGGUCACGGCAUUUGGUGUCGACCCGAGAGCGCAUGCUCGCUUCAUGUCCAUGUUCCUGGAGCUUACAAAACGGCGGUACUACCUAGAUGGUACACGAGAUCUUGUAUUAGACUGGCGUCCACUGUGGCAUGUCAUCAAACGUGUCGUGAUACCCUCGGGCGAACUCAUUGUUCGUGCAGUCGCAGCCGAGGACUUGCACCAUCUCAAGACGCUCGCACAUGCACAGCACUACUUUGACGUUGACCAAACGCCAGCCAUGCUGGAAGAGUUUCUUCCACUCUUUCAGACAAGUAGUCUUGGUGACGCUUUUCUCAGUGUCUACCUCGUCUGCAGCUUUCUUCCAACAAGCUCAUACCGCUACAAAAGAAAAGUACUGCCGAGUAUCUUCCAUCUCUGGAAUUUGCUUGCCUCUAGUCAUGUUGCUGAUGCUGUUUUUAUCGAGUUUCUCUCUCGUUGGGUGCGCGACACGGAUGGCUGCAGUGAACCCUACGAGCCGAUGCUGGAUAAUGAACAACUCGACUACAUCAUGACACACUCCCUCAGACUCAUGAAAAUUCCCGUCGGCAAUAGCUCUGGCUCGUCCAGUAAAAGUCUCGACUCUUGCGCGAGAAAUCUCUUCUUUAGCAAAAAGUAUCAGACAGCCAAGGAUAUGGCUAGGCUACUCAUUUAUCUGCUGCCCGACAACGCCGUCAUGGAUCAUCUUGAAGUCUUUUUCGAAGCGACAGAGACAUUCUAUCACCCCUCCAAUGCUGGAGCGUGGAUGUCACCGCUUGUGUCGAUUUUGUUUGAGCUCACAACUUUUGCUCAAUUGCGCAUCAAUCGCGAAGCAUCAGGCGAGCAACCUGCACGGUCGGGACGGUCGCUGACUCAAUGCACUCGACGACUCGUACUAAUGCUCCGGAAAGUCACAUUCAUGGCAACCUAUGCUCGUUCACAAGAUGUGCAGAAUCUAGCACAAGCUGCACUUCAAGGCCUUGCAUUCAUGGAACCACAACUUAUUAUACCGGGCGCACUCAAACGCAUCUAUCCUUCAUUACAGGGAUUGGUCGAGUCUCAUCGAACCACAGCGUCUCUUCACUAUCUUGCAAGUCUGACACCCAUCUUGGUGGCGAGUCCCGUAUGGCGAGCGCAUUUGACAAGUUUGAUCACACUCAGUUUGCCGGGAAUUGAUGCCAAUGAUUUGAUGAAAACGGGCAUCACUUUUAUCUUUCUCAAUCAAGUCGUCAAUGUCAUCCCUAUUGAGGAUCUGAGUGAGUCUGGCGAGACGAGCGAAGCGCUGCAGUGGGUUCAAACGGAAAUGGCCAGACUUGAGGAACUGGUCGGUGAUGAUGAUGACUUUGAACACGAUGUUUCGACCAUGGAGCCGAUUGUCAAGAGCUCAACAGCCGCAUGGCAAGACAUUGUUGUCAUGUUUCUGGAUCGCAUAUUCAUCUUGCUGGAAAAUCUACCACCUUCGACUAGCUCGCGGUCAGGGGAAUCGCAGGUACAAAACGACCUUGCAGGACUCCUCCCGCCCUUCUUCAAAGCACUGUCUACGGACCUGCUCAAAGUGGCGCUCGACAAGGUUCUCAAAUUUAUCAUGUCAUACACACUUUACAAUGUUGCCGAUACCAUGUCUGCUGUCGUCAAUGCUUUGUGUAAAGCAGAUGCAGCGACUGUCUGGCACGACUACUUCAACGUUCUAGACAGUGCUAUCCGCGCAGAAGUCGAGGAUAAUGGUGCAGGAUCGACACGGUCUGGUGGUAUGGAAGUAUUGCCUAGAGACCGUGCGCUUGUUUGGUAUAUUCGUUCCUUGGAAGGAAUGGUGGAUGCGGGUGGUCCCAUGUUGUUUGAGUACAGGAAACCUCUGCGAUCGCUCAUCCACUUCCUCAUGGAGCAUUGUGUCAGUCAAGCUACCGAAUAUACUGGCAUUUUGAUUGCUAGCUUCCAAGAGGGUAUGGUCGAGACAUACACAACCGAUCAACGUCGCAUCAACCCAGAAGAAGAAGGUAUGCCAGACUCUGGCCUCGCAUCCUGGGGCUUGCAACCUUCAGCUAGCACUCUCAAGAUUGACUGGCACUGUCCGACACGACCAGAAAUCGAAGAGGCAGGUGAUUUCUUCGGCGAAGUGGCUGAUUUGCUCAUUGGAAAAGUCCGUGCUUCACUCAAUGCAAGUAGGCAAGCGAAUGGCAAGGUUGGUCAACAGUGGACAGAUGUGCUGGUGAGCCAGUUGUCUUACUUGGAAAACCUCUUGACGGGCGCAACGGAGCUGUUUUUCUCAUCUCGAACUCGACGAGCGGACGAGGAAGUCGAUCUGUCUGAUGUCCAGUACAGUGCGCUAUACCCAAAAGGUUACGUUUUCGCGGACAAACAGGAUCCCGUCCUGCUCGCCAUGACCGCGAAACGAAAUGAAAUUGGCGAACUGCUCCAUGAAGCCCACAACUACCUCACUGCACAUCAUGCUGACGAUAUUCUCUGCUUCGAUGUACUGCUCCUUGUCAUCAAAACUUGGAUCGGGAACGUAGGCUACCAGCGCGCUGACGGGAGUCAGAGCAAGCUGUCGAGUAUCUAUGUUGAGGACAUUGCAAACUUUAAAGUUCCUGGCAGGCGAAAGCAGUAUCCGCGUGCUUAUUUGCUCAGACGUGCAUUGCUCUACCAUGUUUCGCGUACGAAGCACUCGACCAUGACCAUUGAGCGGACGGCUUUGCAUGAUAAGCUGCUGCAAGAUUUGAAAACGACUGCUGUUGGAGCAUACACAGAAAUCCGCAUCAUUGCUCAGUCGGCGCUCAACCUGGCCCUGCGAGCCAUUGCAGACAUCAAAGCCAGGACAAUUCCAUUCUUCUUGGAAGCACUCAAGAGUGGCGAAGAGGACCGCGUCAAGGGUGCUCUCUACGUUCUCUCCGGUCGCGUUUUGAAGAGCUACAUUGGCAGAGACUAUCGCUUCUUUCCCGACUUUUUGAAGCAACUCGUCCUCCUCAACAAUGCCGAGAAGCCAUCCAUGAUACUUCCAGUCAAGCAAGCGUUCUUGGAGUGUGCACUCAAGAGCAGACCACCGCCUGCUGUCUGCGUUUAUGAGAAGCAAGAGCUGCAAAUAAUCAAGCCAGAGGACGAUGCACCUGUCGAAACACUGACUCAGCGUCGCCGAGCAGCCGAAUCCUUCAGGGAAGCAGAGCAGCUCAAGUUGAGAGACAACCUGAUUGAGUUGACGGAAACAAAAGACUGGCGUAUCGCUUGUGCGGCAGCUUCUGCGCUCGGAGCGGGGAUCAGUGCGUCGUCGCUGGCGCCGACACCGUACCUGGCACGAAGCAUCAUCAAACUAUCUGUUUCUGAUCACCCAUCAUUACGUGCCAUUGCUAUGAGCCACUUUUCUCAGCUUUUGGCAGUCUGUUGGCUCCGUGUUCUGACAAAAGGCGAUUUACGCGAUGCGACACUGGAGAAGUUGACAAUUCCCGGGCGGAUCGUGCUGACAUCGCGAAAGGAUGGCAGUUUUGGCAAACAGAUUCUAGAGAGCUUGAAAGAUCCCAAUCCCGAGUAUUUUGUGGAUAAUGAGCGUGCCGGUUGGCUUGCUUGGCCAGAGACGUUGGAGGCCUUCGAGCGGGAUAGUGCUGGUGUUCCUGAUGAGCUCGAUCCACUGACCACAGAACUCUUUGCAGCGAUGGGACCGCUCCUUGAUCGAGAAUGGGUUGGCAAGAUCAUCGACUUUUGGAAGGAAGAACCCAAGGAAGGUAACGGCAAAUUCAGAGCCACUUUGCAGCACAUUGUCCGGCUGUUCUUCGUUUGUUCUCGUCGGAUGCCAGGUGCAGUGACGCUCGAUGAGCUCAAACCGGAGAUUGAAUCGCUCUGUGCCAAGGGCGCUUUGCAUUACCACAGUCGUGUUGGAGCAGAGUUACUCUCAGGGUUGAUUGGAUCGUUGCGCUAUGAGACUGGUGCCGUUCAUGAUGACACUUGGGAAUGGGCUGGCAGCAUCAUUAAAGAAGUCCUCACUUCGCGCUUGACGCCCGACAAUGUGGCGUAUUGGCAACAGGCGUGCUCCAUCAUCUUCCUGCAUCGCGAUCCGCGCCGCUUCUUCCCAUUGCUAGAAAUGAUUUCAAACUUGCCGCUUGAUAUGGAGUCCUACUCGGCUUUCGCAGAGAGUGCCAAAAUCAGUGUCUUACGCAAGACUGUCGCUGCAGUAGGUUGGCACUAUCAAUCUGGCGACAAGGCAAUUGAAAAGUUCAUUGCCCAUGUGGAUCACCCGUACAAGCGUGUUCGAGACGAGAUUGGCAAAGCACUCAACAACCUCUUUGCCAUGCAAUACUUUGAGUCGCAUGCAUCCGUUGAGGCAUUCUUGGAGAGUAACCUUCAGUCUGGCUCGUCAUUGGGUGUGGUGCCUUACCAGCCGAAUGCAAAGCUGACGGCAGUCAUGCAAGACAUGUUCAAGAAGCUGCAUGCAUGGCGACUUGAGCGGCCGGUUGGCCAAGAAGCGCCUUCGCAAUACACAAUGGCUUCCAAGACGAUUGCUACUUGGGUGUACAACUCUGUUGAUAUGACAGAAGCCUACUUGCUACUGCCCUUUGUGCCAGAUCUCAUUUUGCCAGAGAUUCUACAUAUGAUGGAUGUCAAGGAGGACCACGACCUGCUUGUUAUUGCAGUCGGCGUCUUCAAGCAGCUCGGCAAUAUCGUUUACCCAACCAGUCAAGUUCGGUCGAUGGUGGAUGCACUUGUUCGCAUCAUGUCGACAGACCCCUCUUGGCACCACAGAUUGCGUGUCAUGGCUGUUGUUCAAGUCUUCUUCUACCGCAACAUGUUCAUCCUGUCUCGCGAGGAUCGCGGCCGCUUGUUUGACGCUGUGGUAGGUUUGCUCUCAGACUCGCAAUUAGAGGUUCGCGAAGGUGCAGCAGGCACCAUCUCUGGUAUGAUCCGUGCUUCUUCGCAUGAUCGUGAAAACACCAUCAAGCGCCUCAUUACCCGUUUCACUGACAUUCUCGACAACUCGCCGCUUCCAAGACGCAGACGACUGAGUCAAAGGCCGUCUGAUGUAAGCUUGCAGGAGACAAAUGAGCUCUCGUCGGUCAUGAUCCGGCGUCAUCUGGCAUGUCUUGGUCUUUCGGCUCUUGUUACUGCAUUCCCGUAUGGUACACCGCCGCCUUGGUUGCCGCCCGUUCUUGCACGUCUUGCACGGUGCAGCGACAAUCCACAUCCGAUUGGCGUGUCCAUCAAACGGGUGCUUGCAAGCUUCAAGAAGACGCACAAUGAUACUUGGCACUCGGAUGAGAAGGUAUUUACGCAGCAAGAACUCGAAGACCUCGCAGAGCCCAGUCACACGUACUUUGCAUAA
Molecule: messenger RNA, 5532 nt
Organism: Protomyces lactucae-debilis
Lineage: Eukaryota; Fungi; Ascomycota; Taphrinomycetes; Taphrinales; Protomycetaceae
Exons: 2
Coding region: 1-5532 (1843 amino acids)
Biological process (GO): proteasomal ubiquitin-independent protein catabolic process
Cellular component (GO): cytosol; nucleus
Molecular function (GO): peptidase activator activity; proteasome binding
Source: RefSeq, a predicted model, not a curated record